GGGCAAGGCCACAAUAGCAGCCGGAGAUGAUCGGAGUUAGUCCAUGGCUACUCGUAUCGCUUCGGAACGGCGCUUAGCUGGAGCGAGGCAUGGAAGGGGCGAGCCUGUGGUUUGUGGUGGCAGCCGUGCUGAGAAUGGGGUCGAGGACUUCGGGUUUAACAUGUCUGGAACACCCACGAAAUGUUUCCAUCAGCGUUAUUAAUGCAAAUAUUACACUGAAGUGGGAUUGGGAUAAUCCAUGUGGUCUCAAUGUAACAUUUUCAGUACGAUACCAGAGAGAGUCUGAAAUCUGGGCAGCUGUUCCUCAGUGUCAGAAUAUAAUCGUCACAGAAUGUGAUCUCUCGUCAACAAUUCAAGAUUAUUUUGUACCAUAUAAUGCGACUAUAAGAGUGGACACUCUGAAAAAUCACUCUCCCUAUGCCUUUUUAGAAUUUACUCCUUAUACAGAAGCUCAAGUGGGUCCUCCAGGAGUUUGGUUUGAAUCAAUAUAUGGAGAUGUAAAAAUCAAUAUUUUACAUCCUGAGGCAGAUAAAAAAAAAAUGUGGCAACUAGACACGAUAAAAUAUCAGCUAACUAUCUGGAAAAAUGCAACCCAUUAUAAGGAAAAAACACAAUAUAUUUUUCCAGGUGAAAUCAUAGAUGAUCUUGAACCAGAAACUACAUAUUGUUUGACAGUUAAAGCACUUGUGAAUUAUCGCAUUUCUAUUAACAAUCCCACGCCCUGUAUACAGACUUCUAAAGUUUGGAUUGGUCUACCUCGUCCUGAAAAUUGUCAAAUUCAUAGCUUGAAUAUGAACCAUUUCUUAUCUUGGGAUCAUCUAUAUGAUGGAAAUGUGAGCUUCAUAGUACAGCUGCUUCCUGGAUACAUAGUCCGUUAUUCUCCUGAUAUUUCAAAGGACUGGGAAAAUGUAUCUGAAUGUGAAAAUAUCCAAAGAACAUUUUGUGAUCUUUCAUCUAUCAUUGACUCCAAUGGAAUUUACUAUCUCCGUGUGCAGGCAGCAGAUAGUCGUAACAAGUCACCUUGGUCUAAAACCUUAAAAUUUGAACCUAUAGAACAAAAUAAAAUGGGCCCACCAACUGUCUCAGUCAAUGCCACUGAGGAUUCAAUAAAUGUCUUCAUCGCUUCUCCUGGAGAGUCUGAAAACAAACCAAUGAGUGAUAAGUAUGACUUGACUUACAACGUUUGGUACUGGACUUCAUCUAUCGAGAAAGAACUCAGACGUAAACCAUCACAGUUUAUAAUCUCAAAUCUGACCUCCUCAACAUUAUAUUGCUUAAAAGUGCAAGCAUAUACUAAAACAUAUAAUAAAACUAGUGCUUUUAGCAAUGUAACUUGCAUUAAAACAGCCAAAGGAAAAUCUUCAGAUGUCAUCCUCCUAAUUUCUCUUGUCAUGACUUUUAUAAUACUUUUAAUCGGUGCUAUGUAUUGUGCUUGGAGAAAUAUAAAAUAUGCAUUCUUCCCUAAAUGUAAACCUCCAAUGAACAUAGAGGGCAUUGGAGAAAGAGAUUUGAACAGAUUUUAUUUGCCAAUUGCAGAAGAGCAAACAGACAAAUGUAUGGUCAUAAAUUCCAAUGUUGCUCCUCCAAGUAAAGUUAAUCUGGAUGACUUCAAAUUUGACAAAGAGUUGGAACAGAUCAGUCAAGACUCAGGAAACUAUUUUAUUGAUGACGUUAUCAUGUCUGGAGAUAAUGAAUCCCAUCAGUCUUCAGAACUAAAAGCAGUAUAACAAGAUAAUGCAAGCAGGAAACAAGAUGAGGAAAGCAUCAUAAUGUGGAAAGCUUGCUUAUUAUAGAGAUAAUCUGUAUCACUACAGAGAACAAAGAUCUGUGCCUAAAAGUGGGCCACAAGCUGCCUCCACUGACACUGAUUUUGAGCUUUGUGGCCUGCUGCUGGAAGAACUACUUACCACAAGUGAAGGAGCAAAUUUGUUUUCUC
Messenger RNA from Protobothrops mucrosquamatus (brown spotted pit viper), 1936 nucleotides. RefSeq names its product interferon alpha and beta receptor subunit 1 (gene IFNAR1). The record is from RefSeq and is a predicted model, not a curated record. The transcript is spliced from 11 exons. Bases 90 to 1727 code for a protein of 545 amino acids. Lineage: Eukaryota; Metazoa; Chordata; Lepidosauria; Squamata; Viperidae. Gene Ontology annotation, molecular function: protein binding.